This is a messenger RNA of Dothidotthia symphoricarpi CBS 119687, 3696 nucleotides long. Its product is annotated as glycosyltransferase family 1 protein. The record is from RefSeq and is a predicted model, not a curated record. The transcript is spliced from 3 exons. Gene Ontology annotation, biological process: carbohydrate metabolic process. Gene Ontology annotation, molecular function: hexosyltransferase activity; UDP-glycosyltransferase activity. The coding region runs from base 1 to 3696 and encodes 1231 amino acids. NCBI's taxonomy places the organism in Eukaryota, Fungi, Ascomycota, Dothideomycetes, Pleosporales, Dothidotthiaceae.
AUGGCCCAAGACACGAGCCCGCACGCGCCUACGCAGCGCGCCUCCACAACACAUCGCCCUGCCCAGUGGCGGUCGGCAUCCGAGCGGCCAAAGCCCUCGACCAAGCACUCGCUGCUCGGGAGGCUCCAGCAGAAGCAGCACCAUCGCGCCAAGGACCAGGUCCAGCUGGAGCGGUCGACCAUGAGCUUCGACCCCUACUCGUCCGCUUCCGAAUCAGACUCCGACUCGUCCUCGUCCUCGUCCUCGUCCUCGGAUGACGACACGCCCUUUCCCACCCGGAGCACAACGCGCGACGAGGCCACAACACGGCAGGAACGACGCGCGCGACGGCCCCCGAACCCCUUCUCGCGCCUCAAAGCCGGCAACGAGCACUUCAAGACCAAGGGACGGGUUUCCAAGGCAGACGGCCGUCUGAAGCUCAGCAUCCUCGAGGAAGAUGGCAAUGGCUACAUUGCAAAGGCCCUGGGCGCCGUCCUGAAGAAGCACACGGCGGGCGACGAGGACCAGACUGUCCGGAGGAUCAACGAGCACGCCGCUGGAGCCGCCAAGAUUGCGCCCGAGGACGACGAAAUGGAAAACGAUCCCGCACGACGCAUCCAUCUCAACGUCGUCAUCAUCAUCAUUGGCUCCCGAGGAGACAUACAGCCCUUCAUCCGCAUCGGCAAGAUUCUGCAGAACGACUACGGGCACCGCGUCCGCAUUGCCACCCACCCGGCCUUCAAGGACUUCGUCGAGAAGGAUGCCGGUCUGGAAUUCUUCAGCAUCAAUGGCAAUCCCGCCGAGUUGAUGGCCUUCAUGGUCAAGAAUCCUGGCCUGAUACCCAACAUGGACACCAUCAAAGACGGCGAGAUUGGUCGUCGCAGGGCGCAAAUGUACGAAAUGUUCCAGGGCAUGUGGCGCGCGUGUAUCAAUUGCACCGACGAUGACACGGACAGCACAAAUGCAAAAAUGUUGGGAGACAAGGCCCCGUUUGUAGCAGACGCUAUCAUCGCCAAUCCACCGAGCUUCGCACCACCUCAUAUUGCGGAGAAAUUAGGCAUUCCCUUGCACAUGAUGUUUACAUUUCCAUAUACACCCACUGUGCAGUUCCCACAUCCGCUGGCAAACAUCAAGUCCAGUAAUGUCGAGCCUACGUACAGUAACUUUAUAUCCUAUCCACUCGUCGAUAUGAUGACCUGGCAAGGCCUGGGGGAUCUUAUCAACCGCUUCCGGACUAGAGAUCUUCACCUAGAGGAGGUUAGCACGCUAUGGGCACCUGGGCAGCUGUACCGACUCAAAGUGCCAUACACGUACAUGUGGUCGCCAGGUCUUGUUCCAAAGCCAAAGGAUUGGGGGCCAGAAAUUGACAUCUCUGGCUUUACUUUCCUAGACCUCGCCUCGAGUUUUACGCCACCAGAUGACCUGACCGCUUUUCUGGACAAGGGCGAGCCCCCAGUGUACAUCGGGUUUGGAUCGAUCGUAGUCGACGAUCCUGAUGCCUUUACCAAGCUCAUCUUUGAGGCAGUCGAACUGGCUGGUGUGCGCGCGCUCGUGUCUAAAGGGUGGGGUGGCUUCGGGUCGAAUGCGGAUUGUCCUGACAACAUCUUCAUGCUGGAUAACAUUCCACACGACUGGCUGUUCCCACGUUGCAGCGCUGUGAUACAUCACGGAGGCGCUGGAACAACGGCCAUUGGCCUUAAGUGCGCCAAGCCGACCAUGAUUGUUCCUUUUUUCGGCGACCAGCCAUUUUGGGGAGCUAUGGUCUCCAAAGCCAAAGCAGGCGCUCAUGAGUGCAUACCAUACAAGAAACUUGACGCUGAGUGUUUGGCGAAAGGUAUCAAGCAGUGUCUCACGGAGGAAGCCAAAACGAACGUGAAGAAGAUUGCAGACAACAUCGAGGCUGAAGGUGACGGCGCUAUGAAUGCUGUACGCUCUUUCCACAGAUCGUUACCGUUGACCGGUGAGGCAAGCAUGCGCUGUGAUUUUCUCGACAAUCGCGCCGCCGCUUGGAAACUCAAGAAUACUAACGUCAAGCUUUCUGCACUGGCAGCCGAGAUCCUUGUAGAAAAGAAGAAGCUCAAGUGGAGCGAACUACGGCUCAUACGUCAUUACGAAUGGAAUGACUUUGGUGGCCCUGGAGAGCCUGUCACGGGUUUAUGGGGUAGCCUAGUUGGAACGCUGACAGAUGCAGUGACAGGCGUGGGUGGUGUACCUGUGGAAAUGGGCAAGAGCAUCAAGAAGAGGGAGAGGAUCUGGGAGAAGAAGCGCAGGAUACAGAAGCGUCAACAGCACAAGGAUGCCACUUUAGCAAAGGCAAACGCCGAUUUACCCAAUGCGACACACAGUACACACAACGACGCAUCCAGUACCUCAAAAGACAACACCUCAAAAAGCAAGACAAAAGAUAGCGCCAGUGACAAGAAGGGCGAUAACAAACGACCAAAACCUGAACGAGGGGAAUCAACACUGUCAACAAUUUCAGAACCUGAUGAAGAACUCCGCGAGGAACUGGCCCAUGAAGCAGCUUUCGGUUUCAGGAAAACAGGUCAUGCCAUAGCUCGUCUCCCCAUGAAUCUUACGCUUGCUCUUACGCAAGGCUUCCACAACGCACCCCGCCUCUACGGCGAUGAAACUGUCCGCCGUCCUCCUCGAGUCACAGGGUUUCAUUCUGGUAUGCGCGCGGGUCGCGAUGAACUUCUUUAUGGUGUCAUGGACGGCGUAUCUGGAAUUGUCACUCAACCCAUCCGCGGCGCGAAACAAGGCGGUAUGCUCGGUGCGUUGAAUGGCGUAGGUCUCGGUAUUGGUGGAUUCGUCCUCAAAGAUAUCGCUGCUAUCUUUGGGCCAUUUGCAUACACCAUGAAGGGUUUGGAUGCUGAGUACAUGAAAAAGUACCAACCCACAUCUUUCAUCCGUCGGGCCCGUAUCGCACAAGGACAAGUCGAAUUGCAGGCCCUCGAGCCUGGAAGCCGUGUUGCGAGAAUGCGAGAGGCGAAGAAACAAGGCUCAGACGAAGUGGAAGUGCAAGAGGAUGUGGAGCGUAAUAUCAAUGAGAGGUGGAAGGCUCUGCAAGAAGCUAUUGCGCAAGACAAAACCAACAACAGGACGGGCGUCAUGGGGUCUCUUUUGGGUAGAGGCGAGAAGAAAGAAGGCCAGCAUGUACCAAGGAAGAGCAAGUCUUUUCAGCAACAUGACGGAGGAACGGUGCACGAGGCCAUGACAAUGCCCGUUGCACCUGCGGAAGAGCAGUUCGCAAAGAACAAGAACAGUGUGGACAGUGCUAGAGCAAGAAAGAGCAUCGAUAGGUUUGAAGGUGCCAAAGGGUUGACCCGUAGCUCAACUGCGCCGAUCCGUACGAUGGAGACUUGGGAUAAACACGGCAACAAUUCUUCUGAUCCUGCCUCUCCACCAUCGAAGCAGCGGCUGAUCAGCGAUGGAAUACAAGAAGAAGCCGAGUCGGAGGGUUUGGGCAGUGGUCAUAUACUCGACGCGUCGAAAAAUCAAUCGGAUGACGAAAUCGCUUCCGGACACAAAGGCGAACACGGUGAUACCACCACAUCUUUUAUUCCUGGGACGUAUAUCGAUGACGCCCGGUCCGAGGAUACUGGUUCUGAUAAGACAAAGAUCGACAGUGAGCCUGUUCCCACAGAUUGGGUGUCUAUAAGGCAUAAAGCGGAGGCCUUGGGAAGUGGGAAGAGUGUAGGUGACGUUAAUGUUUAA